This is a messenger RNA of Agrilus planipennis (emerald ash borer), 521 nucleotides long. Its product is annotated as protein C19orf12 homolog. NCBI's taxonomy places the organism in Eukaryota, Metazoa, Arthropoda, Insecta, Coleoptera, Buprestidae. The transcript has 2 exons. The coding region runs from base 26 to 451 and encodes 141 amino acids. The record is from RefSeq and is a predicted model, not a curated record.
UGAGAUUUCUCCGUGUGGUAUUAUAAUGCCUAUUAACAGUGAGGAAUUGAUGACUGCAGUGGAAGAGCUAUGUGCUCAAGAAAAUUUAACAGUAACUGUGAAAGAAUCUGUCAAGGGUGCUUGCAUUGCAGGAAUAUGCGCUCUAACUGGAGGUCUUCUGGGUGGGCCACCAGGUCUUGCAUGUGGGGGGAUUUUGGGUUCCAUAAUUGGAGCUGUACAAGGCCAAGGCAAAUACAAAUCCGUCGUUGACAUUAUACGUCAUGAUAUGACUCCUACCCAAAGAGAAAAAUUCAUAAGAUCAUUGGAAUUAGCAUUGAGUGAUGUGACUAUAGAAGAUGGUGUUAAACUUACUCUACUUAUACUUAAUGAACCUUCUUUGAAGCUAUUAGUGAUAAGGCAAAUAGGAAAUUUCUUAAAGAAUGAAAUGGGCAUUCAAAUGCUGCCGCUUUAGUAAAAUAGCAUAUAAUUAUAGUGUAAUGAAUGCAUCAUAUUUCUUAUAUUAGCAAUAUAAGUUGUGUAAU